AUGUGCGGACUCAGAGAGCACAGGGGAGAGUUGCAGCUUUCGUGGAUCGUUACCCUUGUGGAGUCAGGGAGAGGGGAAGAAGCCUGGAGAAGGGCAGGGCGGUGGCCCGCAACAGCGCAAGGCGCAGGAGCCGGUGACAACGAGCGGCCGGGGGCCUCCGAUUUCGUGGGGGGCGGGCGGGGGCUGACCGGGAGCGGCGCGGGGGCGGCAGACGGGGCGUGGGGGGGGUGGCGCGAUUGGGAUGAUGUCGUCGGGGGGGGAGGCUUGGCUCGCGGCGGCGGCGGCGGCGGUGGGAUCGCCAGGGGGCUGUCGUAUCGCUCGUCAACCAUGUGCCAGCAGGCGUCAGCGCUGCCGCAGACCGCGGAGCACUUGUACCCGGCCUCGACGUACCCCGAGGAGCAGCAGCACGGGGGGGAGGCGCGGCGGCGGCGGCAGCAGCAGCCACGGGGGGUGGGGUACGAGAACGCCCGGAGAGCCGCUGGGGUGGAACGGCAGCAGGAGGGGCGGCCAGCGGUCGGGGCGGGCGACGUGACGUCACCCGCCGCUGCCGUGAGGAACGGUAUGCAGAACGGGCUGUGGGUGCAGAAUGGCGGGGCGGAGUCGGGUGCCGUGGUCGCGGAGUGGCAGCAGCGCGAGGGAGAGGCGGAGGGGGUGGCUAACGGCUGGGCUCUUGCGUCCUUUGCGGUGGAUCCACGGCCCGAGGAGGUGCGGGCGGCUUCUGCCGUGCUGGCGGACGAACUGUCGACGUUUCGGGAGGAUGCCGGGCUGGAGAAGAAGGAGGAAGAGGUGGUGGAGGAGGUGGAGGUGGUGGAUUACUCGAAGCUCACGGUGCCGGAGCUGAAGGGCAUUCUGAGAGCGAAGAAGCUCAAAGUCUCGGGGAAAAAGGAGGAGCUGAUCGAGAGACUCAACCAGGUGCAACAUCGACAAACGGGUGCCGUGGUCGCGGAGUGCCAACAGCGGGAGGGAGAGGUGGAGGGCGCCGCUGAUGGCUGGGCUCCUGCGUCCUUUGCGGUGGAGCCACGGCGGGAGGAGAUGCCGGCGGCUUCUGCCGGGCGGAAGAAGAGGGAGGAAGGGGUGGAGGUGGAGGCGGAGGUGGUAGAUUAUUCUAAGCUCACGGUGCCGAAGCUGAAGGACAUUCUGAGAGCGAAGAAGCUCAAAGUCUCGGGGAGAAAGGAGGAGCUGAUCGAGAGACUCAACCAGGCCAAUUCUGAGACGACCAGCAGCAACACCGCCGCGGCAUCGGCGGCAGUGGCGGUUGGCGAGGUUCCGGAGAGUUUGCCUCACACGGAUUCUUCGACCCCUACGCAGCCGCAGCAGGAGCAGGAGGAGGACGAGGCGCUUCCCCAGAACUGGGACGAGCACAACGCCUACGUGGGGCAAGGGGAGGACAUCCUGGUGGCGUCCGACUGGACGCGGCAGCGCGAGUAUUUCGGCACCGGCAACGGCCGCGGCGGCGGCCCGAACGGUAGCACGAACGGCGUCUCGAACACCUACGGCAGCAGCAGCAGCAGCAGCUACGCGAAUUCCUACGGCCGUCCUCCUCCUGCCGGUAGUGACGGGUACGCCGGGGCCGCAACAACACCGGCGAGCGGCGGCGGCGGCGGCGGCAGCGGCGGCGGCACGAGCCACUACGGACGUCCUGCUGCCGCACAAGGGUAUGCUGGUGCUGCCGCUGCUACUGCUACGCCGGCGCGACGAGUGGAGCAGGAGCAGCAGCAGCAGCAGCAGGUCGAGAGGGGAGGGAGUUCACAGCGAGUAGGCGGCCCCGGCGGGGGAGCGUUCAAGCCGGCCGCGGUGCCUGUGGUAGACCCGGGUAUCGAGCGGCUGCCGUUGCCGUCGAUGCCGAAAACGGUGGAAGACAAGGUGGAGGGCGUUCAGAUUGUCGCCGGGAGGGAGAAGGCGCGCAAGGUUGUCAAGAUCUUGAUGGAUAACCCGGAUGCCUUCUACGCCUGUGACACGGAGGUCUCUGAGAUCAACCUCAAGGACCAUGGCCCCGUCGGCCACGGUCGCGUGACGUGCAUCUCGAUCUACGGGGGGCCGGACCUGGACUUCGGAGAAGGUCCCGGGAAGAUCUUGUGGGUGGACAACCUGGGGGCGGCGGCGGGGACGCUGGAGGAGUUCCUACCCUUCUUCGCGAGCGAGAAGCACAAGAAGGUGUGGCACAACUACGGUUUCGACAGGCACGUGAUGUUCAACUCGCCAGACAACAGGGAGGAGCAAAGGAUCGACUGCGUCGGUUUCGCCGGAGACACGAUGCACAUGGCCAGGCUGUGGGACACGAGCAUGGAGAAGUACGCCGGGGACACCGGUUUCUCGCUCGAAGCCUUGUCUCUCAAGCUCCUCGGGGAGGGGCAGCGGAAGACGCCCAUGAAGGAGCUGUUCGGCAUCCCCAAGCUCAAGAAGGACGGUACGCCGGGUAACCUUCUGGUGCUGCCGCCGAUCGACGAGAUACAGACGAGGCCGGAGGUUAGACCCAGGUUCAUCGAGUACUCGGCCUACGACGCUCAGGCGACGUGGCUGGUGCACCGCGAACUGAUGCAGAAGCUGAGGGAGAUGUCGUGGAAGGACGGGAUGACCAUGCUGGACUUCUACGAGAUGUACUACGUGCCCUUUGGGGAGCUCCUCACGGACAUGGAGAGGACCGGGAUCUACGUGGAGGCGAAGGACUACCUGCAGGACAUCGAAGUGCAGGCCCGGAACGACAAGAAGAAGGCCGAGGAGACAUUCCUGAACUGGGUGAAGAAGAUACAGCCUGGCGCGGAGACCCUCAACCCGUCGUCAAGCACACAGAUUCAGACGCUUCUCUUUGGCGGGGCGACGAACCCAAAGACCAAAGAAAAGCUUCCGGUUCGACGGGUUUUCAAGAUCGAGAGGGAUCCUGCCGAACUCGAGGCGUUCAAGGCGACCCAGGUGCAAGACGAGUUCGCCGACUACACCGCGGCCAUGCUCAAGGAAAAGCUCAAGGAAAUGGGUAAGAAAGUAACGGGGAAGAAGGACGUGCUGCUGGCAAGGAUCCGCGGAGAGGAGAAGGAGGACAUCGGAGCUUUCUUCAAGACGAUGAGCUCGAAGGAUCUGAAGGACACGUGCAAAACGAGGGGCAUAAACGAGGACGGCACGAAGAAGGAGCUUGUCAAAAAGCUUACGGACGACGCCAAGUUCCAGGUCAACCUGCAGGAGGCUAGCGGCAAGGCCGAGGAAGAGAAAAAGAAGCCUCCACCGAAGAAGAUGACCAAGUAUCGCGAGCUGACGAUCUCCAGCGUCAACAUGAAGCCAACCAAGGUUACGGCUGCGGGCUCUCCCGCCGUGUCCAUGGAUGUCCUUAACCAUCUCGCGGGAAACCCGCAUGAGGAUCCGCCAAAGUAUGGCGCCGCGUACGGGCACUUCGGAGGCGGGCUGGAGGGAAAGGAGGCAUGCGAGGCUCUGUACGCGCUCUGCAACAUGGGCUCGGUCGACACGAUGGUGUCCAACUUCCUGCAGCCCCUUCAAGAGUUGGUCGACGAAAAGAGCCGAGUGCACUGCAGCCUCAACCUCAACACGGAGACGGGGCGGCUCUCCGCCCGAAAGCCCAACCUGCAGAACCAGCCUGCUCUGGAGAAGGACCAGUACAAGAUUAGGGCGGCCUUCCGUGCGGAGGAGGGCAACACCCUCGUGGUGGCGGACUACGGACAGCUGGAGCUGCGGCUGCUGGCUCACAUCACGGACUGCAAGAGCAUGAUCACCGCCUUCAAAGAGGGCGGUUGCUUCCACAGCCGGACCGCGGUGGGGAUGUUCGAUCACGUCAAGGAGGCGGUUGACAAGGGGGAGGUGCUUCUCGAGUGGGACUACUCCAAGGGGGAACCGCCAAAGCCGUUGGUGAAGGACGUUUUCGCGAGCGAGCGAAGACAGGCCAAGACACUUAACUUCUCCAUUGCCUACGGCAAGACGGGGCAUGGACUGUUUAAGGAUUGGGGGGUAACGUUGAAAGAAGCGGAGGACCUCGUGAAGGCGUGGUACGCUGACAGGCCCGAGGUGAAGAGGUGGCAGAAGCAGGUCAUCCAGAACGCGAAGGACACUGGGUUCUCUCGCACGCUCAUGGGCAGGUAUCGCAAGCUGCCAGACAUCACCUCGAACGACAGGGGUAAAGUGGGCCACGGCACCCGGGCCGCCAUCAACACCCCCAUCCAGGGCGGCGCGGCCGACGUGGCGAUGGUUGCCAUGAUCGGGAUCGUCCGCAGCCCGCUUCUCAAGAAGCUGGGCUGGAAGCUCCUGCUGCAGGUACACGACGAGGUGAUCCUGGAAGGACCGGAGGAAUCGGCGAAGGAGGCGUUGGCCGAGACGGUGCGGUGCAUGCAGCAGCCGUGGGACGGAAUUGGCCUGAGAGAGCUCCGGGUGGACCUCUUGGUCGACGCCAAGUCCGCCAAGACCUGGUACGACGCCAAGUAAAACAAAACGCCGGCCGGGUUCCGGCCAGGCCGAUCGAGAGCAACUCUUGCCCCAGGAGGAGGGGCCCGCCCCUUUGCCCGUCGUAUGGAUCGUGUACGAGUCGCCGGAUUGCUGGUCUUAUCCUACUGCGUUG
Molecule: messenger RNA, 4555 nt
Organism: Ectocarpus siliculosus
Lineage: Eukaryota; Phaeophyceae; Ectocarpales; Ectocarpaceae
Source: the annotation of a GenBank genome assembly